Messenger RNA from Phaeodactylum tricornutum CCAP 1055/1, 2115 nucleotides. RefSeq lists its product with no specific name. Lineage: Eukaryota; Bacillariophyta; Bacillariophyceae; Surirellales; Neidiaceae. The transcript is spliced from 8 exons. Bases 1 to 2115 code for a protein of 704 amino acids. The record is from RefSeq and is a predicted model, not a curated record.
AUGAAAUUUUGCUCAUCAACUAUCUUGAUCCUGGCUCUCGGUGCGUCGGCUGAUGCCACCAAUAUCAGGGGAGUUGACCUCGGACGCGGACUUAAAUCAGGAAACGGCAAGAGCAAUGCCGAGAGGGACAUGAAGAACGGAUGGAAGAACGGAAAAGAAGGCGGAAAAGGCAAGGGAAGCCAAGCGAUACCGUGCUGUCGGCGCUGGUUCAAUUUCAACAAGAAGGCAUCACUAUUGGUUCAACCAUUGCCCUCCUCCCAGAGGCGUCUGAUGCCUCGGUUUCUGGAGCACGUUCGGGAUGGUAUGAGCGGAGACACAGACUUCCCUCAUGGUCCCCUGAAGGCUAUUGCCACCGUUGGUGAGCGGAGUACGUGCGAUGACUCUCUUGGCGAGAAGAUUGUUGGGGUACCGGAUGGACUCGGUGUAUACCUCGUGGACGAUGAUAUGUACGAGUUGUCGUCCAGUCAGAUCAAUGAUGGUGCUGCCACCUUUGGUGGCUCGCACGUCCAAUACGUUGACUACAAUCGGGAUGCAAUGACGGGAUUCAUGACAAGUGAUGUGCCCGCGUCAUCUAUGGUCACAGGUUUUGGAGAGAUGAUUGAGAUUUCUUACAACCUCAAAGGGGAGCUUGUUGGCCCCCGUGUACGCGAUGGUAACACAACCGUUGGUGCCCAUUAUGCGAACACCGACGCUGCUGGAGCUUAUGUUGUCGUCAGCGAACCAGCGGAAGCUGACUGGCUGAUGCAGAGUCUUUGCUCUGCCCACUUGGAACAGACGCAUCAGUGGGAUCGUUUUAUUGGUCUGGAAGAUGACAUCUUUAUCACAAAUGAGGAAUGGAUGAUUUACGAAAACGGAACCUUGUUUGUUGGUAUUGGUGCUCAUGCCAUCGAUACCCACACCAAGACGGACUACUCGCUCGGAGUUUUUGGUCAAGGUGGUUUCGAAAAAAUUGCUGAGAUUAACUCCCAGCACCCAGACUACACCAUGUUUGCCGUGUCUGGUUACAACGGAGAUUUAACUGGAAACAGCGCUGUCCUCCAAGCCCGUAAGGAUAAAUACGGUAUGCGCCCUGACGGGGAGGAAUACGUAUGGUCUGAGAAUGUUGUUCCUUUCCGCAUUUUCGUCGCUGACGACUUCCUUGCUCGAAAUGACCUUCGGUACGGAAAACUCUAUGGAUUUGCAAUUGACAUGAGCGAAAGCGGUCCCUCCGGUGGUAUCUUUCGGGAUGAAUUUCACCAAGAUCCAGCCAAAGCCAAGAAUGGAGCCAAGGUGGACGGAAAGUGGAUUUCCGUUGACUGGACUUGGGAUGGUGAAGUCAGAAAUUUCCAGCACGAUGUUGCUUGGGAGUUUCAAUUGAAGCCCCCAGGAACCUCUGAAGGAAGUAGCAUGGAGGAUUACCAGUGGUGGAAUGCUGGAGGGCUCAGUUCUAGUGGACUCAAGACGGAGCAUGUGACGCCAGAUCCCCGUACAGACACGACUGGCUUUGUCCAAGGCAGCACUGCCGGAUACUUUGGGCACUUGUACGGUGAACUCGACAUCACAAGUCAGGUGAAGCUCGGUGGAAAGGGAGAGUAUGCGGAUGGUCGCGACGCUACCCGCAAUUGGGAUGAUGCCGAUGGCGAAGGAAAAGUCACGUUUAAAGACAUCGACGGUCUCGAAGUUGUAUACAGUAAUGACGGCAAGCUGUACGCUAUUAUCCAGGAAGACUCUGGAAACGAUCUAGGUGAACGCAUGUUUAUUACCAGUCCCCUCGAGCAUGAAGAUGACGGUGAAGAGCUCACUUACUACUUUAUCGCGAUGAGUGGAGGUAGUCGCAAUACGAGAAUGACUGAAGGAGUUGGAAUCCCCAAGGGCACAAACUGUGAAGCCAAUGCCCACGAGUUCUCCGGCAUCUUUGACAUGUCUGGCUUGAUCCGUAAACAGGAUGGAGAGUAUAUGCUGUCUGCUUCCGAUGAGGGACAUCACAAGCGAAAACAGGACAAAAAAGUGAAUAUCAACGACAAGACCAUUAUUAUCGGUCUGCAGGCCCAUAACAUGUACUGCGGUGUCAUUGAAGCCUUCCAAGCCGACCGCGGUGGUCAAUGGCUCUUGUACAACCCUCAUAUUCCCAUCUAA